Messenger RNA from Hirsutella rhossiliensis, 669 nucleotides. Its product is annotated as maltose acetyltransferase domain-containing protein. Lineage: Eukaryota; Fungi; Ascomycota; Sordariomycetes; Hypocreales; Ophiocordycipitaceae. Gene Ontology annotation, molecular function: acetyltransferase activity. The coding region runs from base 1 to 669 and encodes 222 amino acids. The transcript has 3 exons. The record is from RefSeq and is a predicted model, not a curated record.
AUGGCCAAAGCAGAGAAAGACCCGGCUACGAUAGCCUUUGCAAAGACGCUUUCUAACGUGCCGUGGUGCGACGACUAUGAGAAGAUGGUCUCGGGCGUCCUAUACGACUGCCUGGCACCCGAGCUCGUCAAUGGGCGAUUCAGAGCAAGGAGGCUCAUGCACAAGUACAAUUCGCACUUCCCAGAUGAUGCCACAGCUGAGUCGCUCGCCGCCGACCGCGAGAAGAUGCUCAAGCAGAUGUUGGGCAAAGUCGGCAAGGCACCCUUCAUCGAGCCUCCCUUGAACAUCGACUACGGCUGCAACAUCACCAUAGGGGAGUCCUUUUACUCCAACUUCAACUUGGUGAUACUGGAUUGCGGCAUGGUCAAGAUUGGGCACCGCGUCAUGUUCGGCCCAUUCGUGUCCAUUUUCGCCGCAACCCACGAGACUGACGUACAAUCACGGCGUGACAUCAUUGAGUAUGCCGGCAACGUGACCAUUGGGGAUGACUGCUGGAUCGGGGGCAACACGACCAUCAUGCCCGGGGUGACGAUCGGAAAGGGAUGCACCAUCGGCGCGGGAAGUGUGGUGACCAGGUCGAUCCCCGACUUUUCCGUCGCCAUUGGUUCCCCGGCCAAGGUUGUCAAGUCUGUAGAACGGGUUCCCGACUUGGCUCCAUCUUCCGAAUGA